CACGCUAGCUAGUAUACACACACACACACACACACACUCACACCCAUAACACACUUACUCACUUACUCAAACUUCGCCCCAACCACUCACCUCCUCUUCCUCCACUUCCGCCUCCCUCCCCCUCCCUCCUCUGUUGCAUCAUGCCCGUGUACCUCCAUUCUAUUUAAGUAUUGCCCGAUUCCCCCGUGCCUCUCCGCACUUCUGUCUGCCUUUCGUCCAACCUCUUCCCCCCCCUUCUUCUUCUCGACUCCCUUGUACCCCCCGGUAGACAGUGUGGUGUUUGUAUAAGCCUCAUUGUCCAUCUACCGUCAUGUCUCACACACAUGCGCACUUCCAAGGCCCUACGUCCUCUUCGCCUGACAGUCAUUCCGACCACAAUGAGAAGAAGUCUGACAUCACUCCUCCCAGCCAACCUGCCCAGCAGGUCUUGAAAGAACAAGUCCCAAAAACCGAUCUGGUUGCUGGAAACAGAGAAAUCACCGAAGAUGAGUGCGCCGGAAAACUCGGCUUCGACUUUCCCGAAUGGAAGAAAUGGACCAUCUUGACCGUCAUCUUCGUCGUCCAGACCUCCAUGAACUUCAACACCUCCCUGUACUCCAAUGGUUUGGGAGGCAUUGAAGAGGAGUUUGGCGUCAGCGCCCAGGGUGCUCGUACUGGUGCUAUGAUCUUCUUGGUUACCUAUGCUUUUGGCUGCGAGCUCUGGGCUCCCUGGAGUGAGGAACUCGGUCGGAAGCCAAUUCUCCAGCUCUCUCUGUUCCUCGUCAACAUCUGGUGUAUUCCUGUUGCGCUGGCCCCCAAUUUUGCCACUCUACUUGUCGGUCGUGCGCUUGGUGGUCUCAGCUCUGCCGGUGGUUCCGUCACCCUGGGCAUGAUUGCCGACAUGUUUGACUCGGAGCAUCAACAGUACGCCGUCGCAUACAUUGUCUUCUCCUCCGUCGGUGGCUCCAUUCUUGGGCCCAUUGUCGGUGGUUUCGUUGAGCAGUAUGUGGCCGAUUGGCGCUGGACCAUCUGGAUUCAGCUCAUCUUCGGCGGCUUCGUUCAAAUCCUCCAUCUCAUCGCCGUCCCCGAGACCAGGACUACCAUCAUGAUGGACAAGAUUGCAAAGAAGAUGCGCAAGACUGGCCAGGAUCCCAACGUGUACGGCCCAAACGAGCUCAUCCCGUGGAAAGAUCGUUUCUCGGCCAAGGAGAUUGCCGUUACCUGGAUUCGUCCCUUCAAGAUGUUCUUGACCGAGCCCAUCGUCUUGACUCUGUCGCUCUUGUCUGGCUUCUCUGACGCUCUCAUCUUUAUGAACAUCCAGGCUCAAGGCCUCGUCUACGCCCAGUACGACUUUACUCCUUCGCAAGUCGGUCUCACCUUUGUUGGCUACGGCGUAGGCUAUCUCUUUGCUUGGCUAGCCUUUAUUCCUGCCAUCAAACGUAAUAUCAAAGAGCGCGCUCGCAAACCCGACGACGAGCAAGCGCAAUACGAGUCCCGCCUGUGGUUCCUCUUAUGGACUGCUCCCUGUCUUCCCAUCGGUCUGAUCGGUUUCGCAUGGACAGCCACUGGUCCUCCGAUUCACUGGAUUGCUCCUACCAUCUUCACAGCUAUCAUCGGAAUUGCAAACUACUCGAUUUACAUGGCUACCAUCGACUACAUGAUCUGCGCAUACGGUCCAUACUCGGCAUCUGCCACUGGUGGAAAUGGCUGGUCGCGUGACUUCCUCGCUGGUGUGCUCACCAUUCCUGCCACUCCAUUCUACCAGAAUAUCGGUGGCCGAUACCAUCUUGCAUACGCCUCGACCAUCCUCUGUGCUAUCUCUGCGCUCCUCGUCGUCGCCGUGUACGUCAUCUACUGGAAGGGACCCGUGCUCCGCAAGCGCUCGCCCUUUGCCCAGAAGCUGGCAUCCCAAGCCAAAGACACAAGCUCUCGCCGUGGCUCCAACGUCUAUGGAUACACCUCUCGCCAUGGCUCGCGCCACGCAUCUCGUUCGGCCAGCUUCGCGGGUCAGGGUGCCGCACAGGCCACUGGCUCUGAGAAAAGACAGGAGAUGGGUUCCAGGCAACACAGUUACGUCCAGCAAAGGCUCAACCAGCUGGCUAAUGAGAGAUCUGCCGACCAAGUCUGAAGGUCAUCAAAAUCGGCUGUUUUGCUAUGUUUUGGAGAUUUGGAUACAUGAUGCCCAUUUAUCAUUAGAAUCUUGCUUCUAUCUAUAUACCACAGGAUACCGUACCAUCGGAAACGGCGUUGGAGGAAAAUGUAUUGUAUAUCAAGAAGAAGAACACAUCUCGUAUCUAGUUUAUUGAUGACUAGCAAUACACCUGAUAUAUUCGCUCCGUCU
Messenger RNA from Pseudovirgaria hyperparasitica, 2320 nucleotides. Its product is annotated as putative MFS multidrug transporter. Gene Ontology annotation, molecular function: transmembrane transporter activity. The coding region runs from base 311 to 2107 and encodes 598 amino acids. The transcript has a single exon. The record is from RefSeq and is a predicted model, not a curated record. Gene Ontology annotation, biological process: transmembrane transport. NCBI's taxonomy places the organism in Eukaryota, Fungi, Ascomycota, Dothideomycetes, Acrospermales, Acrospermaceae.